This is a messenger RNA of Pygocentrus nattereri (red-bellied piranha), 7385 nucleotides long. It is a transcript of the gene ncoa2, whose product is annotated as nuclear receptor coactivator 2. NCBI's taxonomy places the organism in Eukaryota, Metazoa, Chordata, Actinopteri, Characiformes, Serrasalmidae. The record is from RefSeq and is a predicted model, not a curated record. The transcript is spliced from 23 exons. Gene Ontology annotation, molecular function: protein dimerization activity; nuclear receptor binding. Gene Ontology annotation, biological process: positive regulation of transcription by RNA polymerase II; cellular response to hormone stimulus. Gene Ontology annotation, cellular component: nucleus. Bases 381 to 4865 code for a protein of 1494 amino acids.
UAGCAGCCAAAGGCAACAUGGCGGCGGCGCUGAGUUCCAUUGCUGAUUUCCCAGCGCGAAGGUCAGAGCCGGAUCCAAAACACAUCAUUUAACCGCGGACAAAUCCCUCCAAUCCCCGCACUUGGAUUCCCUGGUCACACGACUUUCCAGGCGGCUGUGUGGAGGGCGGGAAGGGAAGUGCUAGUUCACGUGCAGAUGCCAUCAGGCAGCCAUGACUUCAUCCUGGAGCUGCUGACCUUUGCCUCUCUUCAUUGAUUGAGCCGUUUCGUCACACUGACAGUGAAGCUUAUGAUGCCUGAAGGUUCUCUCUGGUUGCUCUGCUACAGGAAUGGCCUGAGGCUGCAUCUCCACUGAAGCAGAGUUGCUGAUAUGUGUUGAAAAUGAGUGGUGUAGGAGAGAACUCGUCAGACCCUGCUAGGGUGGAGUCUCAGAAACGCAAAGAAUGCUCCUCAGAUCUGCUGGGCCCCAGCCCGAAGCGGAGCACGGAGAAACGAAACCGGGAGCAUGAAAAUAAAUACAUCGAGGAGCUCGCCGAGCUGAUCUUCGCCAAUUUUAACGACAUUGACAACUUCAAUGUCAAGCCUGAUAAAUGUGCAAUCCUUAAAGAAACUGUGAAGCAGAUUCGUCAGAUAAAGGAGCAAGAAAAAGCUGCUGCAGCCAAUGAGGAGGAGGUUCAGAAGGCAGAUGUUUCAUCAACAGGCCAAAGUGUUAUUGACAAAGAUACCCUUGGACCAAUGAUGCUGGAGGCCUUGGACGGCUUCUUCUUUGUGGUGAAUAUGGAGGGUAAUAUUGUGUUUGUGUCUGAGAAUGUGUCUCAGUAUCUGCGCUAUAAUCAGGAGGAGCUGAUGAACACCAGUGUUUACAGCAUACUGCAUGUAGGAGACCAUGCCGAGUUCAUCAAAAACCUGCUCCCCAAAUCACUGGUGAAUGGUGUGCCGUGGUCCAGUGAGAACCCACGGAGGAACAGCCACACUUUCAACUGCCGCAUGCUGGUGAACCCCCACAGUGAGCCGGAGGAGGAGGCACAGGAACAGGAGGUGCAGCAGAAAUACGAAACCAUGCAGUGUUUCGCUGUUUCUGAGCCAAAGUCCAUCAGAGAGGAGGGAGAGGACCUGCAGUCCUGUCUGAUCUGUGUAGCACGGAGAGUUCCUAUGAAAGAGCGGCCGAUGCUCCCCACUCACGAAAGCUUCACCACACGGCAAGAUCUCCAAGGGAAGAUCACCUCUCUGGACACCAGUCUGCUGCGGGCGUCAAUGAAGCCGGGCUGGGAAGACUUGGUGAGGAGGUGUAUUCAGCGCUUUCACCUGCAGAACGAUGGAGAUAUGAGCUACGCCAAACGGCACCAGCAGGAAGUUCUGAGACACGGUCAGGCCUUCAGUCCAGUUUAUCGGUUCUCUCUGUCUGAUGGAACCAUCGUCUCCGCUCACACUCGCAGCAAACUGGUCCGAUCACCGGCCACCAACGAGCCGCAGCUUUACAUGUCCCUACACAUUCUGCAGAGGGAGCAGACUGUAUGUGGCAUGAACCCUGAGCUUGGCACUGCCCAGCCUAUGGGCAAACUUGUGAAUCCGGUGACCUCCAUGACCUCUCCUAACCCAGCCGGUUCCUCACAAGGUCAGGACAACACCAUCAGCAGCAACUCCUCCACCUUCCCCUCUGCUGGAGCUCCUAAAGAUCCGGCGGCCAUGAACGCUAUGCAGGGUUACCGCUUCGGCUGCCCUGGCACAAUGGGCCAUGCUGCACCUAUGCAGGGUUCCACGCCUCAGGGCAGCGGGUACCCUCUGAAAAUGAGCAGCCCAUCUCAGGGUAGUCCUGGUAUGCUUUCUCCAAGGCACCGAGCAAGUCCAGGCAUAGCAGGAUCUCCUCGAUUGCCUCCCACUCAGUUUUCACCUGCUAGUGCCCUCCAUUCGCCUGUGCCCAUGUGCAGCAGCAGCAGUGGCGGCAAUGUGGGUGGCACCCAUGGUUAUACUAGCAGCUCCCUCAAUGCCCUCCAGGCACUCAGCGAAUGCCAUAGCAUCAGCCUGGGCCAGGCUCUCGGCUCACCAGACAGGAAGUUGGCAUCUCCAGCUAACUCAGGAGGGGUCAACCCUCACCUUCUGCACAAGCUAGGCAGCUCGGAGUCACUCGGUGAGCAAGCGCAAGCGGAACACGGGGGGAACAUACAGGGAGAUGACAAUGAAGAGCAAAGAGACGACAAAAUCAACCCUGAUUCUGGGGAUUCGCAGAACAGGGUACAUGACAAAGGCCACACUAAGCUCCUCCAGCUUCUGACCACUAGAACAGAACCCAUAGAUUCUGCCUCUCCACCUCCAGUCGCCAGAGGAGAACCCGGAUGCAAGGAACCACCUGGAGGUCCAGGAUCACAGUCCGGAGCUUCAGCCACCCACGCCACCUCCCUGAAGGAGAAGCACAAGAUACUCCACCGGCUCCUCCAGAACAGCACAUCUCCAGUGGAUCUGGCCCAGCUCACAGCUGAAGCUACAGGGAAGGAGCUGUGCCAAGAUGGCACAGGAGGAGGAGGCAACGUGGCAGAACAUGUUACCAAACAGGAUCCAGUUAGUCCUAAGAAGAAGGACAAUGCCCUGCUGCGCUACCUGCUGGACAAAGAUGAUAACACACUGAAGGAUAAAAAUGUGAAGCUAGGUCCGGGUGAGACCAAGACGGAGGGGGCUAAAAUGGUGCAGGUGGAGAAACCAGAUGGAGGAUAUGAGCAGUCAAGUGAGCUGGAUGAUAUUCUGGAUGACCUGAACAGUCAGCCCAGCCUGUUCUCUGAGAGCCGGCCCGUCUCUCUGCCUGCUGCGGUGGACAAGCAGUCCAUCAUCAAUGACAUCCUGCAGAUCACCGGGGAAGGUGGAGCCCAGCAACAGCAGAGAGUCAUGCAGACCAUCGGACAGCAGAAUUUCAGCGGUCCAAGGCAUCCCGGUAGGACCCCUCCUGUGCGGAGUGUUUCUCUGGAAAUGAAUGUGCCCACUAAAGGUGCUCCAGGUCAGUACCCCAUGAUGCGGAACACCAGCCCAUAUUCGAUGAUGCAGCAGCAGGGCAUGCUGGGAAACCAGGGGGUCAUGCCAAAUCAGACCAACAUGGCAGUAAUGGCCAGUGCUGGUGGUCGAGCAGGUCUACAGCAGGAAGUUUGGGUGUCUCAGGGGUCUGCAGCAGUCAGCAGUUCUGGUUCUUCAGCUGUUCCCUCCACUCAGCCACUCCAGCAGGGGGCAAUGCAAGGCUGCAUGGGCCAGAAUACUGGGCCCAACAUGGCCAUGAGAGGCAGUGGGCAGCCGGGGCCCAGAGCCAUGCUGCAGAGUCAGAUGAUGCCCAAUGCCCAGGCGAACUUGGACAUGAGCAUGCCAGGCCCCCCGUUUCCCCAGCAACAGCAGCAGGCUCCACCCAAUCAGACGGCUCCGUGGCCGGACAGCAUGAUGCCCAUAGAGCCACUGCCCUUUGGGAACCAGAGCAGGCCUGUGUACAGUACCCCUCAGGAGGACAUUCUGUGUCCAGCUGAAGGUCCAGCUGAUGAAGGGACGCUGCUUAAUCAGCUCUACACGGCGCUGAAAGACUUUGAUGGUCUUGAGGAGAUUGACCGAGCUCUGGGCAUUCCUGCAUUAGUGGGACAGGGUGGUCCUGUAGAGCCUGAUCAGUUCCCUGGUCAGGAUCCAAGCCUGCUGAUGGAUCAGAAGCCCCCCAUAUUCAGCCAGCAGCAGUAUGGCCCCCCGCAGCCCCACAUGGCUCAGGGUGGUUACCCUCCUCUUCAGGACCCUGCUGGAUUCCACAGCAUGCCUGGAACCCUGGGACAGCGACCUGGAUUCCCCAUGAUGCGCAUGCCACCCCGACAGGGCCUGCGGCCCACUGGGGUCAGCCCUAACCAACCAAAUGCACUCAGACUGCAGCUACAGCACCGGCUACAGGCACAGCAGAAUCGUCAGCCGAUGAUGAAUCAGAUGAGUGGAGUGUCGAACAUGAACCUACCUCUAAGACCUAAUGUUCCGAAUCAGGGGACCAUAAACGCUCAGAUGUUGGCUCAGCGGCAGCGGGAGCUGCUCAGUAAUCAUCUGCGUCAACGGCAGCUGGACCAACAGCGUCUGCAGCAUCAGCAGCAGCAUCCGCAGCAUCCACAGCAGCAGCGUAGCAUGGCAAUGCGUACCCCUGGCCUCAACAUGCCUCCCAACCUGCCAGCCGGCGCCGCGGGUCUACCCGGGGCGCUAAGUAACCCCCGGAUCCCACAGUCCAGUGGCCAACAGUUCCCCUACACGCCCAGCUACGGUACCGGCCUGGCCUCUCCUCCGCCCUCUACCAGCCCCUUCUCCCCUGCGUCCCCCAACCUGCCCGUCCCCCAGCUCCUGCCCCACGCCCCCCUGCAUGGCUCCCAGAUGACUCUCGCUAACCAGGGGAUUCUGGGCAGCGUGGGUGGACAGUUUGGGCCUGUUAUGAGCCCCCAAAUGCAGCACAGUGCCUUUCAGUUUCCCAGUCCAGGAAUGAGUCAGCAGCCUGAUGGAGGUUUCGGAGGUGCUGCGACCCCCCAGAGCCCCCUCAUGUCCCCCAGAAUGGGCCACGCCCAAAGUCCCAUGAUGCAGCAGGCCCCAGGCAAUGCCACCUUUCAGUCAUCCCCAGAUAUGAACGGCUGGACGCAGGGCAACAUGAACACCAACAGCAUGUUCCCGCAGCAGUCUCCACCGCAGUUUGCUCAGCAGUCUAACGGCUACAACGGCAGCGGGAUGAACCUGAACGUCUCCAUGGCUCCCAACUCCAGCAGCAUGAACAACAUGGCCCCCAACUCAAACAGCAUGAGCAGUAUGAGUCAGAUGGGCAGCCAGAUGAGCUCAGGGCCCGCAGGCAGCAUGGCCAACAUGGGGCCAGAACAGAAGUACUGUUGACUCACAAGUGGACGUUGACUUGGCCUGCAGCGAUCGAGCGAUUUCCAGCAGCAGUCUGACCCACAGGGGCCGAACCUGCCCAGCCCUCUCAGAUGCUCCUGUAGGGGACCCUCCGGCACCGGAAACGCUCUGCUGCCCCCUGCUGGAGAACACAGGACAAACAGGAACAGUUGGGGGAAGGGGGAGGGCUUUAGCUCUGAGAGGGGCUUUACACACUGAUCUUUAGGACCUUGAGUGCCCCAACAUCCCUCCCAUUCCCUCCCUGCUCAAAGCCACGGACCCCUGAUUCUCUCACAGAUGUGCGCUGAACUCCCCCAUCAGUCUGUAUCGCAUUCACCGUAGUGUGACUUAGAUCUCCCCCAACACAGAACUGAAAUGGUGGAAUCGGGAUCCGAUCCCAUGAAUGUAUUCCCAUCUCUCUCCUUCUGUCUCUCUUUAUUUCUCUCUGUCUCUCUCUAUCUCUCUCUAUAUAUCUCUCUCUUUAUCUCUCUGGACUUAAAAGCCACACAGACUCCUCCUCUGUUCCUGGACUCUCCUCUCUUCUCUGUCCACUUUCUGACGUUCCAAAACAGGCGAAGGAAGACGACACUCGACGUUUAGCCAUUUUGCCUUUUUUUUUUUUUUUUUUAUCUUUUUGUUUUAUUUUCGGGAUGAAAAUAAAGAUAAAGAAUAAAAAAAAAAACCAAACAAAAAAAUGAAAUGGCUUCUGAGGACAGAUAAACGGUUUGUAAAAUUUAGACUUAAUUUAGAUCAGAGAUUUAUUGUGUGCUAUAUGAAAAUUUUAUUCUUAUGUAUAGUUUAUUUUUUGUCUCUAUUGAGGUAGCGAUGAGAAAGUAAUCACUCUGAGGUGACGUGAGUUCGGAGUGACUGCGUUCGACUGUAUCACUGAUUUGGGUUUUAUUUUGUUCUUUUCUUCUGUUUUUGGUCCUGUAGUUUCAGAUUCUGAAAUGAUUUUUAGGUUUUUUUUCUCUUGUGCUUAGCAAAUAGAUUGUACAUACCAAUAACAAAAAAAAGAAAACGAUGUUUCGUAUGAUAUUUAUUUUUGAUUUUCCCCUCCAGCUUCUUGAACGAGAAUGGUGUGAAUUUUGUUAAAUUUUGAGUGAUUUUUUUUUUUCUGGUACUAAAGCGUGUAAAUGUUCAGCUAAACGCUUCUAAGCCUUUAAAACUCGAACCCGACAGCCAUAAAUCUGAGUGUUUUGAUGCCGGCUGCUUCGGUGACAUCCAGAACCCGAUGCGGUGUUUAGAAAAGACAAGCAAUAACUAUUAAUAACUUGAUAAUGUUGCUUUUCUGUUUGUUUUGUAAUUUUUGUACAGUUUGCUUUCUCCGGAUGCAGAUUUUUCCCUCUAGAUUUCAAACCCAGUAUUAAAGACAGAGUUUUUUAAUUAUGGUUUAUAUUUUUUGGGGGGGGGCAAUAAAUAAAAACAUGAUGUCCAAAUCAGUACGUUCCUCAGCGACGGGUGGAGUUUGGAGGUUUGGACGGCUGUUUUUCUGAUUUUAUUUGGUUUAUCUCCAUCACUACAGAUUUUAUCUCUCAAACUGUAUUUCUCACACAGAUCAUUGAUCGUCUAUUGAUGUAUUGAUUGAUUGAACUGUUUGGGCCAGGCUGAAAUGAAAAACUGUUUUUUCCUGCUGACAGGGGGCAGCAUUGGGCUUCUAGAAGGUUUUCAGUAAGAAUAUCAUGUUGGUAAUUUCAGUAACACUUUAUUUGCAGGCUAUUUACACAGAGUACUUUAUAACACAUGCAUAAGCAUUGAAUAACAUUAAAAAGUGAAUAUGAACAGCUUAUGCUUGUAAUUGCAAGGUGACAGGAUAUGCUGACAUAAAGACCCUUAUAUAUGACACAGAGGCACAUUUGUACCAUUUAUAACACUGUUAUGAAGCAUCAUUCGUACUAAGUAAUGAUGUAAUAAGAGCAGAAGUCUAAAUAACAAUGGUUUAUAAAUGGAGUAGAUGUCGUCAUUUUGGUUUAAGUGUGAAUCCCAUGAUAUUAAGUCCAUAAAACCUUGUGUGUCUCUUGUGCUGUUCAUAAAUUCUGUUGCUUGUGAGGUGCAUUAACAGUUCUGCAUGUUAUAAAGCUCUUGUGUAAAUAGCUUUUUAAGUUUUAAGUGUAAUAAACUAGCUGUGCUAUAAUCUCAAUCUGAAUGGACUCAUCUCCAGCUUUUACUGUUAAAACUAUGUAAAUUAUUAUAAUCCAUUAUUCUGAUUGAAUUGGGGUGGAUUUUUUUGGGCUCCGACCUUCAUUCAUCACCACUUAUUCGCUGAACAUUCACUGUUUGGCUUGAACGAUUAGAAACUCUGAUCAUUUUCUGUCUGUGAAGCUGCAGUGGCUCUUCCAGAGCGUUUACACAGGCAGAUUAUUUGAUAAUUAUUUAUUUUCAAAAUGUCACUUCUUUUAGCCGCAAACCUCUUGCAGCAGUGUCCAGUCCAAGGGCUGGUCAGGAGACGUGAGUGUGCAUCAGGACCCUUGGCAAAAACCCAAAGAUUGUCACAGUUUUUAAAUAAAUAAGCCAUGAAGUGAA